Mesorhabditis spiculigera is the source of this 753-nucleotide messenger RNA. NCBI's taxonomy places the organism in Eukaryota, Metazoa, Nematoda, Chromadorea, Rhabditida, Rhabditidae. The record is from the annotation of a GenBank genome assembly.
AUGAUUUUCUGCCUAAUCCUAGCCGGUUUGUUGCCGGAAUUUGGGGCCCUCAUCACCGAAGCCGUCUUCCCGUUCAAUCUCACUUUUGGCGGGGAUUGCCGGUGUCCAUUUUCCAUCGAGCCGGUGUGUGGCCUAAAAGCUGGCAUCGAGUAUACGUACAUCAAUGAGUGUGUGCUCGGGUGUGCGGCCAGGACCAGCGAGAAGGCCGUCCAGCUAUUGUAUCCGGGUUCGUGUUGUCGUGCCCCGAGCUGUACCCAGUUUGACGCUCCCGUCUGCGACAUGAAUGGUGACAUGUACUCCUCCAACUGCGAGUUCGAGCUGUCCCAGUGCAUUGCACAUAGGCUUCACGGCACGCACAUCGGUCUCGAUUCGCAGGCCCCAAAAUGCGAAUGCGUUCGACAAUGCAGCCACGACUGGGAGCCGGUAUGCGACACAAACGGGAAGACGCACGCGAAUUUGUGCACUUUUCUCAACUAUCGAUGCUUCCAUAAAAUGCAGCUGAAGGAGAACAUCGAGAUCGACUACCUGGGUACGUGCUGCGAUGAUAUUUGCUCGACAGCAUUCCGCUCGCAAAUCUUCUGCGAUUCGGAAGGCGGAACUCACCGCGAUCUGUGCUCGUUCUACAAAGCACAGUGUCGGCUCGAGAAGCGCUCGAACGGCGAGGAGAAGCUCAAGAUUGUGAGCAUAGGCGCUUGCGCGCGACGCGCCAACACGCUCGAGCAGCUCCUCAGAUCGAUAUUUGUCAACCAUUUG